Molecule: messenger RNA, 1533 nt
Organism: Prorocentrum cordatum
Lineage: Eukaryota; Dinophyceae; Prorocentrales; Prorocentraceae
Source: the annotation of a GenBank genome assembly
UCAUGUUCGGAGACGGCCAGAAAUUUCCCAGGAUGGAGGACGAAGGGCAGCCCGGCAUCCUGGCACCGCUCAACUUCCCGGUCUUCCUGUUCACCAGCGGCCUCUUCGCGGGGCUGGUCUAUUGCCACCUGCACCUCUGCUGCGGGCUGGGCUGGCUGGUUGACCAGUUCUACUGGGAGCUCUUCCGUGGGCUGGACGGCCCAAAGGGCACGCGACGGUGGGGCGUGGUGCAGGCCUUCCUGAGGAACGCGGCAACCACCAUGGAGUUGAGCUUCGUGGCCAUCCUCACCUCAGUGUUGCUGUGCUUGUUGCUCGUCGGGGCGGACACGAUUUUCACAACGAGGCGCGAGGAGUUCACGAUGAAGCACCGGGUGCGCAACGACCUGCUCCCCGUGCUGCCGAAGCUCGUGCUCACCUUCUACAGCUGCUACAGGGCGGCGCAGGUCACCGAGAGGUGCAAGAAGGCUCCCGCCCUCGUCAACAUGGUGAUUUCUGGGCCCCGUGCACUCGAUUGGGAGCGGGCGGAGAAGCUCCAGAACGUGGUGCAGUACAUCGCCCAGAGCGACGCGGGGUUCUACAUUUUUAGCAAGCGGUUGGACAUGUCCGUCGUGUGGAAGUGGAUCUACAUCGUGGGCCUAUUCUUGUUCUAUUUCGUGACGUACUCUCGGUGAGGCCUGAAGGGUGGCAUCCCUGAAACCGCUGGUCCUGCAUGAAUGGCUGUAGUGUAGGACCCGCUGGGAUGCCCUUGCACUCCCUGCGCGCGUGGAGCUUUUUCCCAGCGCGGCAGAUCUACGACCGGGAGCGCCGCCGGCGGCACUUGUUGCGCCGCGCGGCCUCGGUGCGUUUAACCUUCUUUUUCGAUGACUUUCCGCCAAGCGGCCAUUUGGUCGCACAGUUGAUUUGGACGCGACCAGAAUUUCAUCUCCCUUUCGCGCAUGCGGCCUCGGUCGGGUGCAUUGCGUGCCUUCUUUUAGAGUCAGCAGGGGUAUUCUCCAAAGGAGACCCUGGCCCUGUAGUUAGCUCGGCACAGGGGCAAUCCCCCUGGCCUCUUUGGUCGACAGUGCACCCUCAUACGCCCCAUUUCGGGCUGGCGGUGUCACGCGUGCUUCCUCGAUCAGGUGCACUACGCGCCUUUUUUAACACAUUCAACGGGAGUACAGUAGAGACCCAUGCCAAGAAACACCCUGUUUGCCUUCAGGGUGCCUUGCGUGUCUUGGGGUUCGAUGGUUCUGUCAUGGAAAGAGAUGCCCAAUCCGAAAGGACCGUGGCAGGCCAUACCACGUAGGUCGCGAGUGUGAUUCUUGCGACCUUGUGAUGACAUACCGCGAGGCGUGGUGUGUGUGUGGCCAACAAACGAUUGGCCACGCUCCACAGUGCCCAGGUCACGCACAUGGCCAUGAGAGCCAGUGUGCAGCAUCUGGGGGGGUGCUGUGUGCUGCAUCCUUCCCAGGAUUGUUCACAGAGCGGCCCGAUGUUCUGGGCGGUCAGGGUGUCGAGCUGCUUUGGAGGCCCAUGGCAUUGCGCGCGUCCAAA